Messenger RNA from Parastagonospora nodorum SN15, 987 nucleotides. RefSeq lists its product as hypothetical. The record is from RefSeq and is a predicted model, not a curated record. Lineage: Eukaryota; Fungi; Ascomycota; Dothideomycetes; Pleosporales; Phaeosphaeriaceae. The transcript is spliced from 3 exons. Gene Ontology annotation, molecular function: oxidoreductase activity. The coding region runs from base 1 to 987 and encodes 328 amino acids.
AUGCCAGGUCCUCUCGCCGAAGCUUCACACUUCAAAACCAUUACUUUCAAAGAGCUUCAUCCCAGCUAUGGUGCAGAGAUAAUUGGAGCCGACUUUGAGAAUGCGACCGACGAGCAGUUUCAAGAGAUCAAGUCUGCUAUGGCCAAGUAUGGUGUUCUGGUCUUCCGCAACACUGGGCUGUCCGAUGCCAAACAUGUCGAAUUCUCGUCACGCAUCGGUGCUCUCGACAACGUACGCCGGUAUCUGACUGGCGGGCGGAAGCUGCGAUACACGCAUUACGAGCUCUUCGAUGCUGGGAACGUGGACGAGGAGGGCAACGCCAUCGACCCGGACUCACCUCGUGCACACUACAACAAAGGAAACGCCCUAUUCCAUGUCGAUUCGAGCUUUAAUCCACGUCGAGCGAGCUGGUCGUUGUUGCGCGCAGUCAAAUUACCACCGCCGGGUAUGGGAGGCGAGACAGAAUUCGCUGAUAGUCGAACGGCAUGGGACGACUUGGAUGAAGACUUUAAGAUAGAACUCCUAGAUUGCGACCUCGUGGGCGCACACACGCUCUUACACUCGCGCAAAUUGGGGUCGCCCGAGUUCUUCGCAGACUUGGUACCCGAGUCAGAACCAAUGAUGCGGCACAAGAUCGUGCAGACUCAUGAACCGUCUGGUCACUGCAAACCACUCCCUGAGAGCGAAAGUGCGGCGUUGUUCGAGAGAUUGCUAAAGCAUGUCACGCAGCCAAAGUACAUCCUGAGUGUCGACUGGCUCAACGAGGGUGACAUGGUUGCAUGGGACAAUACUGCAGUCAUGCAUAGGGCAACUGGCGGUAGCUUCGAGGGUAAAUUUGUGAGGGACAUGCGGCGCACGACGGUGCAUGACGACAGCUCUACGGCUUGGGGCUUGAACGCUGGACAAGAGGCGCGUGGCUUCAAUCUACAGACCUCCAGUGGGACGACCGUAGAAACGACAGUGGCUCCAGUGAAUAUCAAGGUGUAG